Talaromyces marneffei is the source of this 1869-nucleotide messenger RNA. RefSeq lists its product as uncharacterized. The transcript is spliced from 3 exons. NCBI's taxonomy places the organism in Eukaryota, Fungi, Ascomycota, Eurotiomycetes, Eurotiales, Trichocomaceae. The record is from RefSeq and is a predicted model, not a curated record. Bases 1 to 1869 code for a protein of 622 amino acids.
AUGCUAUCGAAACAUGAGUAUGACAUACGGGUACUGCCACCAGAUGAUCGCAUUCGCUUUAGUUUAAAGUACCGAAAGGCGCUCUAUUUCACAUCCCAGGCGGCUAUCUGGGCAUUUCAUCUCUACUUCCUUGUACGCUUGCUGUUGGUGGUCACUACACCACAGCAGACAUGGCAGAUAUGGCUCAUGCUUCUUGUCGAGUACAUCUUCGCUCGUAUUCCCCUUAAUGACCAGCUUCUCACGGUAUCAGCAAGCAAGUCAGGUCACGCUCGUCCUAGGGACAGACUGCGACUUCUUGGUAACGAUCAUCUGCCUCGAGUCAAUGUCCUGGUUCCCUGUUGUGGAGAGCCGACGGACGUGGUUCUGGAUACUGUCCGGGCAGCUUGUUCCAUAGACUAUCCAAUGUCUCAUUUCCGAGUGCUCCUAUUAGACGACGGAGCCUCGAAUGCGCUGCGUGACGCUGUUGCAAGUCUACGCUCCCAAUGGCCUCACCUGUCUUAUCAUUCGCGGGGACAGCAGUCCGGUCGUGUCUUUGCCAAAGCUGGAAACCUCAAUUAUGCGCUCUUCGAGUUGCGGAAUGAGGUUCAACCAGAAUUUUGUGCGGUGCUGGAUGCCGACUGCAUGCCCAAACCUGAUUUUCUGCGAGCGACGCUGCCUCAUCUACUCAAUGAUCCCCAGGCUGCUUUGCUCACAACACGGCAAUAUUAUUACAACUUGCCGGAUGGAGACCCGUUGCAACAGUCCCGCACACACUUCUACACGUGCCAUAAUUCUGAACUUGAUCGGAUGGCUGCAGCUAUUGACGCAGGGUCCGGUGCCGUUUUCCGUCGCAAAGCCAUUGUUGAUGUUGGCGGAUAUCCGACUUUUUCCUUUUCUGAGGAUUGGCAGCUUUCCCUGAUGCUGCAGGGCCUCGGGUACCGGACGCUUCAGGUGUUAGAACCGUUGCAAUUUGGGUUGGUGCCGACUUCAUUGGACGGUCAUAUUGCCCAAAGGAACAGAUGGCAACUUGGGCAUUCGCAGCAGCCGUCCGUGUUGUUUUCUGAUGCAAAUAAAGCCAUUCCGCGGCAUCUGAAAUGGAAUAUCACUCUUAAUGGAGUGACCAUUAUCCUCGGCUUGGUCGGCUACAUGGUCGGAUUCGCUGCUGUUCCUAUACUUUUUGCUUCGGGAAAUCUUAUUCCAGCGAGCUCUCCGUUUAUAGUACAGGUUCAGGUCAUUUUGGCUGUCUUGCUUGUUGCCUUGACUUGGACACAUGGAUUGGUACAGGCCGCCCAUACAGGGUUCCGCAUCUCGUCCUUUGCCCAUUUGGAGAACAGCUGGCUGGCAAGUACCCAUAUCCUUGCGAUCAUUCGAUUUCACUUCGUCUCGAAGAAACCAAAAGGUUCUUUUGUCACCGGCAGCAGCGCUAACUCUUGGAAUCGCAUCAUGGAACUUCCAAAGUACAAAAAGCUACGCAAAGAUUUGGUAGACAACGGACUUCUCUACAGUCUGUUGCUCUUUUUUGCAAUUAUCAGCACGUUUUUGCUCUCAUUCUAUGGAGUAUUGAGCAGCGACUACGCCGCGGGCGGCGCUACUGCUCCUCAACCCUUGCUCGUGAAAUUACUUACGACGAUAGCCUGGCCGCCUAUGCUACAUGUCGCCUAUUUAGUUCUUAGCAAUCUGUGGAUUCCCGUCGCAUAUCUUCUACAGAACCCGGAGCAUCCAGAGCGAAGAUCGAGGAUGACUGCUCACACAAAUGGCAGCUUUUUGCCUCAGGAAGAUGUACAGAUGAAGCUUCUUCAACGCAGUAUUCCUCCACUUGGCUACUGCAACCAUUAUAUCUUGGCGCCUGUUUUGUUGGUUGCGAUUUUCACUACGGCAGUAGCCAUGUAA